AAGCAGCCCACAACUGCCUCGGCUCUCAGAGGAGGCUGAGCUUCUGCGAGGACUCAUCUGAGAGCAGACCCCGCCACCUGUUUGUCCCUCCGACAUGGAACCGAAGCGGAUCAGGGAGGGUUACCUUGUGAAGAGGGGGAGCGUGUUCAACACCUGGAAACCCAUGUGGGUUGUAUUGUUAGAAGAUGGAAUUGAAUUCUAUAAGAAGAAAAGUGACAACAGCCCCAAAGGAAUGAUUCCCCUGAAAGGAAGCACAUUGACCAGCCCUUGUCAGGACUUUGGGAAAAGGAUGUUUGUGUUUAAGAUCACUACGACCAAACAGCAGGACCACUUCUUCCAAGCAGCCUUCCUGGAGGAGAGAGAUGCCUGGGUUCGGGAUAUCAAGAAGGCCAUUAAAUGCAUUGAAGGAGGCCAGAAGUUUGCGAGGAAAUCCACCAGGAGGUCCAUUCGGCUGCCAGAAACCAUUGACUUGGGUGCCUUGUAUUUGUCCAUGAAAGACGCUGAAAAAGGAGUAAAAGAACUGAACCUAGAGAAGGACAAGAAGAUUUUUAAUCACUGCUUCACAGGUAACUGUGUCAUUGAUUGGCUGGUUUCCAACCAGUCCGUUCGGAAUCGCCAGGAAGGCCUCAUGGUUGCCUCCUCCCUGCUCAGUGAAGGGUACCUACAGCCUGCUGGAGAGCUGUCCAAGAAUGCAGCAGACGGCAUUGCUGAAAACCCUUUCCUGGACAACCCCGAUGCCUUCUACUACUUUCCAGACAGCGGGUUCUUCUGUGAGGAGAAUUCCAGCGAUGAUGACGUGAUUCUGAAAGAAGAAUUCAGAGGGGUCAUUAUCAAACAGGGAUGUUUACUGAAGCAGGGGCAUAGGAGGAAAAAUUGGAAGGUGAGGAAGUUCGUUCUGAGAGAAGACCCUGCAUAUGUGCACUACUACGACCCUGCUGGGGGGGAAGAGCCCCUGGGAGCGAUUCACUUGAGAGGCUGCGUGGUGACUUCAGUGGAGGGCAACCCAGAUGGCAAGAAGAGUGAAGAAGAGAACCUCUUUGAGAUCAUCACGGCGGAUGAAGUUCAUUAUUUCUUGCAAGCGGCCACCCCCAAGGAGCGCACCGAGUGGAUCAAAGCCAUCCAGGUGGCCUCUCGGACUGGGAAAUGAGGGCACACCUGCAGCUCCUCAUCACGCUCCCAAGGGAACUCCACGGAUAAACUCGGUCCAGGGCCUGUCCACUUCUGGUGACAAGUCAACGAGAACCGGCCCAGGGGUGGGGAAUUUUCAUCUGCAGGGGUUCCGAAUGUAACUAACCACAUGCCGCGUGAUGUUCACCUGCCCAGACCACAUCGCUCCCUUAAGUCUUUCUGCCACUCUCCGCACCCCACACACAAGCUGUGUGGCCUGGUGUGCCGCUUAAUCUCUCCAGGCCUCAGGUGCCUUUUCUGGAAAACACAAGAAUUGAAUUAGAAGAUCCCUGAGGGCCUCCCUAGCUUAAAGACCCAAAGCCCUGUGAUUCUAAUACCCAUGGAAGUCAAAGUGCUUCCACUUGUCCAGCUGAUGUCCCUCCUUGGCUAAGUCUUAGCCCUCAGAACCUGAGACAACUCUUCUCUUUAAAACUGUUCCCAAUCUGUCCUAAGAGUACUAGGCAGAAACCUCUUCUGUUCUCUUUCGCCACCUUGCCUUGUUCUUGGCCACGAGAUCACGUAUCAGAAUGAAGGAGAACUCUCUUCUUCCUUCCUCACUCCACCCAGAAAGCUGCUGAGAGCCAGCGCUGCAGUGGUGACUUGGGUUGAAGCCUUCUAUCACUUACUCCACCCUGGACAGUUCUGUCUUCUGAGAAAAAGACCUGGAAAAGCCAAGAGUAACUGAGGGUCCUUUCCAUGCCUUGCAGUCACUCAGCCUAGUGGUAUUCCACUCUCACUUGAGGCUGAUCUGAGAAGAGUCUAUCUUUGUCCCUUUCUGGAGCAUUUCUCUACCACUUAUAAUUAGGAGGAUCUCCAAAUCUUCAAGAUUCUGUUUCAUUUGGGUGUUUGCAGAAAAAAGUGGGCAGAUGGCUUCCCUCCAUGGGUUCUCUCCAUGGGUGGUGGGCCUGGGCACCUGGCUGGCUAGUGUGUCCCCUGCAGCUGCAGAGGGGGCAGGGCUGGACCACAGGCUGGCAGAUUGAAUGAUGGGUUUAUAUGAAGACAGCGCUGAAGGGACUUCAGUCCAUUCAGAGCUCGCGGAGGUGGCCCUGAACAUUGUGAGCACCUUCAGUUCUCCAGUUGAUGACACUGUGAUUGUGCCUGAGCUUUAAGCGCAAGCUGUAGCAGCUCCUGCUUGGCCUUUGAGGGGCCUCAUGAACCCACCAACCAGGGUGGUCUGACCUAGAUUCAAACUGGGUACCUGUUUUCAGUUUUUGACCUUGUCCACUAAUAAGUGAUUCUAAUCCAAACUUGCAUGUGUGUGAAGGAGUACUUUCCAACUUCAGAUUUUUAAUUGUAAGGCCCCCGUGAGGAAAGAAGAGUAGGAAAUUCUUCCUGAUUUUAUCAACUCCUUUCUUUCCCUCCCCUAAUUCCACACAAUUUCCAUGAGACUAUUCCUACUCCUCGAUGGCUUUAUCAAUGGCCUAAUGAUAAAAGACUGUCUUUUCUCUGAUUCUUUAAUCAACUGUCUCUUAGAACACACACAGUAGUUUUUCUACAUUCCGUGUGAAAAGUAUUUAUUAAUGUGGAGUCGACUUUAUGUUUUGAAAUAAACAUGACCAAGUUUAGUGUC
Molecule: messenger RNA, 2737 nt
Organism: Equus quagga
Lineage: Eukaryota; Metazoa; Chordata; Mammalia; Perissodactyla; Equidae
Gene: PLEK
Product: pleckstrin
Exons: 9
Coding region: 95-1147 (350 amino acids)
Biological process (GO): actin cytoskeleton organization; intracellular signal transduction
Cellular component (GO): plasma membrane
Source: RefSeq, a predicted model, not a curated record